GACGAACCAAUAUAGAUGAGCACGACGGAGUUUCGCGGCAGCCCUCACACCUCUGUGUAUCUAGCACCCACGAAUACUACAACGGAGUCCGCCACCCAAAUUCAGCCCCUUCUUCCAGCAGUUAAAAACGGUCAGAAAUGGUGCUUGGCGGACCUCAAGAAUGACCCUCGCUGGUCCGAGUUUAAUCGUCUCGCAAUCUCAACGAGUACAGGAAAUGGGCCCGGUGGAGGCCCUCUAACAAGCCCCACGCUGGCAACUUCGAGAGAUCCCCGAUUCGGUUUGCCCGAGCCAUUUGGUUACGACCAACUCUGCAGUGGGCCGUACCAAUUGCAGCCUAGACAGCUAUUGUCGGUACAGCAACAGGAGGCAUCGAGCAAUAAUGAAGCAGCAAUCAGCAGGGAGAUGGAAGGCUAUCAGAAGUAUUCGAACGUGCGUGGUGCAGCCCAGCCCUUUGGGGUGCGACAUUUUAGGCCAGACGAUGAGCGGGAACGAUUACGUGAGCUUGGGGGAUCACCACCGCAUAUGGGCCCCCAGACAACAAUCAACAGCCGAGCCGGGCAUCUGGACGAUACCAGCGGAGGACAUACGAGCUCGGAAGGCGGUAGCAGCCCGGAGCAUUGGGAUUACAAAAGAUCCAUUGGAGUCAGUAAUGCAAGCAUUAAAGAUGAAGCGGAACAGCUCGCGGCUGCAACGUACGGUGUUGCCAACAACCCUAUUUCGACCAGCGGCUCUCCGGUGUCGGCGCAAAGCGUCACAGGCACGUCCGGCAGUGUUCCUACUGCACAUGGGGGCUCAUCGUAUUGUGCUAUUUGCGGAGAUCGGGCUACCGGCAAGCACUACGGAGCAUCUAGCUGCGACGGUUGCAAGGGAUUCUUCCGCCGAUCUGUACGCAAGAACCACGUUUAUAGCUGCCGCUUCGACAGGAACUGCGUCGUGGAUAAGGACAAACGGAACCAGUGUCGUUAUUGCCGACUCAAGAAGUGCUUUCGUGCCGGUAUGCGCAAGGAAGCUGUACAAAAUGAACGUGACCGUAUCAGCUGCCGUCGACAGAGUUAUGAGGACACCCAGGCACUCGCUAAUCAAGGCCUGCUCACUUUACAAUCACUCGUUCAUGCCGAUGUCUUCUCGCGAAGCCAACAGACUCCGGGAGGUGGAUAUGGCGAUUCUGAACAGCAUAAUAUGCAGACAAAGAAGAUAGCCAAAUUGGAGGAUAUUUGCAACUCAAUGAAGCAACAGCUUUUGGGUCUUGUUGAUUGGGCAAAAAGUUUGCCAUGCUUCCUCGAGCUGCAAUUGGAUGACCAAGUGGCCCUGCUACGAGCUCACGCUGGGGAACAUCUCGUUCUAGGGGUCGCCCGUCGCUCGUUACCGGUCAAGGACGUCUUGCUACUAGGCAACGAUUUCCUGAUGCCGAGAAACGCUAUGCAGGACGCUGAACUAUCUGUAAUCAGUGAACGAAUUAUUGAUGAGCUUAUACACCCGAUGCGGGAAAUACGCGUUGACGACACAGAGUUCGCUUGCCUCAAAGCAAUCGUCUUCUUCGAUCCCAAUGCUCGUGGCCUGCAUGAGCCGAACAAAAUCAAAGCUCUACGCUACCAGGUUCAGACGGCCCUUGAGGACUACACGAAUGAUCGGCAAUACGAGUCUCGGGGCCGUUUGGUUCAAAUGGUGCUUCUUCUUCCCACUCUUCAAUCUGUCACAUGGCAGAUGAUCGAAAUGAUUCAAAUGGCGAAGAGUGUCGGAAAAACUCGUGUGGACUCACUUUUACAGGAGAUGCUCCUCGGCGGAAUGGUCGGUCCAACUACGUACCAUUAUCAAGAAGAUAGCACAAACACUGCCGCCGGCAACAGCGCCACAGGCGGUAACGCCAACGGAUACGGGCCACCGUUAGAUCCAUGCAUGAGCUCUCCGCAUAUCGCGCAGACAAUGAGUCAACAUAUGCAACAGAGCGGGCUCCAGGUAUCACCGAUGGAUACUUCUGGCGCUGGGACGUCCGUCGGACCUCAGCAGGCCGCAGCCGAGUGCUAGCUGAAGACUUCAUAGCAACGUUAUAGAGCUCGACGUCAUCGACAAAGAACUCUGCACCUUCAUUACGAUGUAACUUCAUCACGUAAUAGUUGAAUUAAAAUGUAAGAAGAGUGUGGUUCUAGUAUGAAAGAUCGUUCUGGAUACUAGAAGGUCACCGUUCACUGAGAGUGAGGGAGGUCAUGUUUGGUUAUUCCUUUAUCUCAUGUAUAUCGCUUUUUAUGGAUUACCAUAAUAAUAAUAAUAAUAAUAAUAAUAAUUUGACGUUAUUAUAUUCACAAAAAAGGGUCGUGUAAGAAAUGAAUAAAUAAUUAAGCGAACUAUUGACAUAAUUGUA
Molecule: messenger RNA, 2359 nt
Organism: Varroa destructor (honeybee mite)
Lineage: Eukaryota; Metazoa; Arthropoda; Arachnida; Mesostigmata; Varroidae
Product: hepatocyte nuclear factor 4-gamma-like
Biological process (GO): regulation of DNA-templated transcription
Cellular component (GO): nucleus
Molecular function (GO): zinc ion binding; nuclear steroid receptor activity; RNA polymerase II cis-regulatory region sequence-specific DNA binding
Source: RefSeq, a predicted model, not a curated record